Daucus carota subsp. sativus is the source of this 1824-nucleotide messenger RNA. RefSeq names its product beta-amyrin 28-monooxygenase-like. The transcript is spliced from 3 exons. Gene Ontology annotation, biological process: sterol metabolic process. Gene Ontology annotation, molecular function: monooxygenase activity; heme binding; oxidoreductase activity, acting on paired donors, with incorporation or reduction of molecular oxygen. NCBI's taxonomy places the organism in Eukaryota, Viridiplantae, Streptophyta, Magnoliopsida, Apiales, Apiaceae. The record is from RefSeq and is a predicted model, not a curated record. The coding region runs from base 142 to 1602 and encodes 486 amino acids.
CAUACAAACAGCGUUUGUUAUUUCCCUUAAUCACUUAAUCGUUAGACAAUGAAGGCACGGAAAUUACUUAAUUGCUUGUUAGCAACGUUUUAGGCGUGGUAUAUACUCACGCAGCCCUUGUUUUCUUAGGCCUCUUCAUAUAUGGAGACCACCUCUUUCUGCAUCUCUUUCUUCUCCUUGCUGUUGAUCAUAUUCUUCUUAUUCUACUACUACUGCUACAGAGGACAGCAUAGUAUUGACGGAAAAGAGGGAGCACCCGCUCCUCCCGGGAGAUGGGGAUGGCCUGUCGUAGGAGAAAGCCUAGAGUUUUUGUCGAAUGGGUGGAAAGGGGAGCCGGAGAAGUUCAUAUUCAGUCGGAUGUCAAAAUAUUCGUCGUCUGUCUUCAAGACAUACCUGCUUGGAGAAGCCACAGUGGUAAUGUGCGGCUCUGAUUCAAACAAAUUCUUGUUUUCUAACGAGAACAAGCUGGUUCAAGCCUGGUGGCCGUCUUCUGUGGACAAGAUAUUCCCCUUUUCCAAGUUGCAGACAUCUUCCAAUGAAGAAGCCAUCAAGAUGCGGAAAAUGCUACCAAACUUCUUGAAGCCGGAGGCAUUGAGGCAGUACGUUGGGAUCAUGGAUCACAUCACUGGGAAACACUUCGCCUCUGAGUGGGAAAACAAGGACGCGGUCCAUGUGUUCCCCCUCACCAAAAAACUCACCUUCUGGCUAGCUUGUCGAAUCUUCAUCAACGUGGAGGAUCCCGGGGAAGUGGCUGGAUUGGCAAAGCACUUCGAUGUCCUUGCAACAGGAAUACUGUCAGUCCCUAUUGACCUCCCGGGGACACCAUUCAGGAGAGCUAUAAAGGCUUCAAAUCAAUUAAGGAAAGAGCUCAUCAAGAUCAUAAACCAACGGAAGAUUGACUGCAGCCGUCUGACAAAGGCCUCAGAAGAUAUAUUGUGGCACAUGUUGAAUACAGCCGACGACAAUGGAACAUACAUGAAUGAGCUGGAUAUAGCCGACAAGAUACUAGGGUUGCUGGUAGGGGGUCAUGACACCGCGAGCUCUGCCUGUGCCUUCAUUGUCAAGUAUCUCAUCGACCUCCCUCACGUUUAUCACGGAGUCUACCAAGAACAAAUGGAGAUAGCGGAACUGAAAGGACAAGGAGAAUUACUCAACUGGGAUGAUGUGCAGAAGAUGAAGUACUCUUGGUGCGUCGCGUGUGAAGUCCUCAGACUGGUGCCUCCUCUCCAGGGAACUUUCAGACAAGCCUUGACGGAUUUCACCUUCAAUGGUUUCUCAAUCCCGAAGGGAUGGAAGCUUUACUGGAAUGCUCACUCAACGCAUAAAAACCCAGAAUUCUUCUCAGAGCCUGAGAUAUUUGAUCCAUCGAGAUUCGAAGGCAGAGGGCCAGCGCCAUACACAUUCGUUCCAUUCGGAGGAGGGCCUAGAAUGUGUCCGGGGAAAGAGUACGCGAGACUGGAGAUACUGGUGUUUAUUCACCACCUGGUGAAGAGAUUCCGGUGGGAGAAGCUAAUUGCUGACGAAGAAAUUGUGGUAAAUCCAUUUCCAGUCCCAGCAAAUGGCCUUCCUGUUCGACUCUUUCCUCACAACCACAGAAUCUGAUUUUCUGAUUUCCAUCCCUUUGAUUAGGAUUUCAGAUAUGUAUAGAUCUACCAUUUGCUUCUCUUAAUCACAUUUGUGUUAAAUGUUAUGAUCCUUUUUUUCAAUUUUUUAAUUUCUUUGGAUCAUCUGUAGGAUUAAUCUCUCUAAAAUUGUAUUGCUGGGAAACCUCUUGCACCACCAGAGGUAUUUUAUAAAUAUAUAUACCUUUAUGAUUUUAAUUUU